AUGCAAAAUGACUCGUGGACUCAUCUGAAGGAACGUGUCAUCAAACCUAGAGCAGAAGUGAAUUUGUUGGAGGCUUUCCAGGUGGAUACCCAGAUUCCAGGGAUUUAUCGUGAACAGGAGCUAGGUUUCACUGAAUUUCGAUUGACGGAUGCAAUACCGAGAAUUUUAGCUUCCGACAACGUGGUUCAAGAGCUUACCACUCUUCUACAACAGCAUGACGAGUUCAUGAUAAUUGCGAACUUGAAAAUGGCAGCAAAACGUUCUGGCACGGAUACCGUGUUCUCUUUAGAGGACAAAAAUUCGGGCAAGGCGAUUUUAGCCUUUUGGACGGAUUCUGCACGACGUAAACUUGGAAUUAAAGUGUUGUUGACUGUUGGCCGCGAGAGAGGAUUGCCUUUCAAACACUUAAACAUUGAUACGGAGGAAUGGUACAAUAUCAUUGUCCGUAUCUACAGGAAAACAGAUUCAAACGAUACGAUGUCAGCUGUAGAGCUUUUUAUAAAUUGUGAAUUUAUUGGAGUGUGGGACAUAAAUUCACAGUUGUCAGCCAAUGUUCGGAAUCGCUCGCUUCGCUUCCUUCUUGGACAAAGAGCACGAGGCGAGAGGUCAUCUUGGUCAAAAUGGAAGGCGAAAGCUUUCCCUCAAGAAUCAGUUGAACAGCCCUGUCCGAGCAAAGAUAACACAGAUCAGAUAGACAAGUUAUCAGGAAUGGUGCAAGGCUUGGAGGAAGCCCUUGAAGACAUCAAAAAUGACGUAUCAUUACAAUCAUCUGAUUCUCAGACCAUAAGGAGAUAUCUGGAAGAGUGCGGUUACUGUAAUGGUAACAGUCACAAAGGAGCUGCUGGUCCAUCGCUGCUAAACCAGCAACAAAUUGACUUCUGCUCUGAAGAACAUGGUUCCUGUGACAAGAACGCCGACUGCAUUCUGACUGAAGGAGGAAGAGCCUUUGUUUGCCAAUGUAAGAUUGGUUAUGGAGGUAAUGGAAAAUAUUGUGGACUAGACACUGACUUGGAUGGUAUCCCAGAUGCUGAACUAUCGUGCCACGAUCGCUCGUGUGCCAAGCAGUGUAAGAUUGGUUAUGGAGGUAAUGGAAAAUAUUGUGGACUAGACACUGACUUGGAUGGUAUCCCAGAUGCUGAACUAUCGUGCCACGAUCGCUCGUGUGCCAAGGACAACUGCCCUAACAUUCCUAACGCGGGACAAGAGGAUGUCGACGAAGACUUCCAAGGAGACGCCUGUGAUUCUGAUGCAGACAAUGACGGCAUUCUCAAUUCCAAUCCGGACAAUUGUCCGUUCACGCCCAAUUCUGAUCAGAAGGAUAGUGACUGGGACAGAAUAGGAGACGAGUGUGAUAGCUGUCCUCUCACAGAAAACGCAAAUCAGGAAGCCAUUUGUCUUGAUGAUAGAGAUUAUGACGGUGAGUACAUUACUUGGACGUUUUAUUUCGGAAAAUAUGCCAACAUUAGCGCGAGUAGAGAUAGCUGGGCCGACUCUUGUGACCUUUGUUUUGUUUGUAUACCGCUAGGUGUUGGAGAAAAGGACAAUUGUCCUAAUGUAGCCAACCCAGAGCAGAGGGACUCUGAUCAAGACGGGGUGGGAGAUACCUGCGACAACUGCAAGUACAAACACAACCCUAAUCAGCUUGAUGGCGACAACGAUCUGGUGGGUGAUGCAUGUGACAAUAAUUACGACACGGAUACAGAUGGAGUUCAAAAUAACAUAGACAACUGCCCACGGACGCCAAACCCUGACCAGCUGGACACUGAUGGCGAUCAAAUAGGUGAUGUUUGCGACUAUGACGAUGAUAAUGAUAAAGUUCUUGAUGAAAAAGACAACUGUCCACUGAUUUACAACCGUGAUCAGCAAGAUACUGAUGGAGACGGUGUAGGAGACAGCUGUUCAUCAGACUAUGACGGCGAUCACAUCCCAGAUACGGAGGACGCCUGUCCUAAUAACAAUCAGAUCACCCGGACCGACUUCAGAGAGCCCCAGACUGUAUUUUUGGAUCCUUAUGGGGACUCGCAAGUGGACCCAGAGUGGAAAGUCAGCAACGAGGGUGCGGACAUUUGGCAACUCAAGAACAGCGAUCCAGGAUUAGCUAUUGGUCGCAGUCGCUUUUCUGGAGUUGAUUUUUCAGGCACGUUGUAUAUAAACAAUAACGACGAUGAUGACUUCGCGGGUAUUGUGUUCAGUUAUCAGAGUAGUAGCGCAUUCUACGUGAUCACGUGGAAGAAGAAGCGUCAAACAUAUUGGGAGAAAACACCAUUCCCUGCUAUAGCUGAGCCGGGACUGCAACUGAAGGCUGUCAAUUCGAAGAGUGGUCCAAGCCAAACCCUUCGGAACGCUUUGUGGAACUCCAACACUACCCCGGAUGAGGUGAAAGUGCUAUGGUCGGAUCCUACGCAGACUCCCUGGCAGAAUAAGACGGCUUACAGAUGGGAACUGUAUCAUCGGCCGGCAGCGGGGCUUAUUAGGUAUACAGUGCCGGGGGAACUCCCAUAUAAAAAUGAAGGGGGCGCUCUCCGGAAAUUGCUGCAAGUGUUUCGCGGUUCAGAGAUGAUUACUGACUCCGGAAAUGUCGAGGACCACACUCACCUGGGGGGUAGGCUGGGUGUGUUUGGCUUCUCGCAGGCCAAAAUCAUCUGGUCAAACAUUCGGCACAAAUGUACAGGUAAUAACUAGCUUAUUUGUUUGGUUAAUGUGAAUUUUUGGAACAGUGUUCAAUUUUUAAACUAACUAAAGCUAUUUUUGUUUGUUAUUUCAGAGAAAGUUCCUGGGUUCUUCAAUUUUGUUAAAAAGAACUGAACUAGUUGGCAUUGUAUUGGUUGUAAAGGUUAUAACAACCGUAUUCAGUGCAGCAAAAAAAGACCUUUUAAAUGGCCGGGAAAAAAUGCACUUCAUUAUGCAAACAGUGAAAAGCGCGGGAAAAUAUGUAACGAGUACAAAGCGCGGGAAAAUAUGUAGCGGGUUCAAAGCGCGGGAAAAGAUGUGACGAUUUCAAUGCGCGGAAAAAGAUGCAGCGGGUACAAAGCGCGGGAAAAUAUGUAGCGGGUACAAAGCGCGUGAUAUAUGUAGCGGGUGCAAAGCGCGGGAGAAUAUGUAACAGGUACAAAUUGCGAGAAAAUAUGUAACAGGUGCAAAGCAGUGCAAAUAUGUAAUGGUUACAGAGCGCGUAACCCGACUGGCGACUGACUUUGCUUUGCUCCUGACUGGUUUAAAACUCGACAGGUUCUGAUUAAUGAGAGGGGUUUUUCUAUCCAAUGACAAAGCUCAGCAAAAACCAGCGCGGAAAGAUUCAGCAUUUUUAACAGUCAAGCGAGAACCACCUUAGAUUCCACUACCCAAUACGUUUGUAAACUAGUUUUGUUUCGUUAUUGGUGCGUCCCUAAGUUGUCAAGAAUGAUGCACCACGUUUGGUGCCACUCAAUCGGAGUUACAAAAGGACGUUUGACAAAGGGAGCAGUUGUUGCUUUUAUAGUUGGCACAAAGUUGAUAUUAAUUCUAGGUGACUAAAAUAGUUCGUUCAGUUAAUUGUAGUACAUGUAACGUUCUGCUAAAUUCAAUACUGUAAUUCACUUUCGACUUCAAAAAUUCCCUCGAUUUAAUUUUACCAAAACAGCGAUAACACUAAACGAGAGAAUUAUAUCGAAAGGUAGGGAACACUUUAUGCACAGCCACUUAUAAGUUUGCGGUUCUCCUGUGUGAAAAGAAAAGAGAAUUCUAGUAUGUUAUUGUUCCCCGAGCCUCCGGUUUGGCCAAAAGUUUGCCUUGGUGUUAAUGUUUUGAAAUUAAGUGCACGUUUAGGGGGUCGUUCAG
Molecule: messenger RNA, 3816 nt
Organism: Orbicella faveolata
Lineage: Eukaryota; Metazoa; Cnidaria; Anthozoa; Scleractinia; Merulinidae
Product: cartilage oligomeric matrix protein-like
Biological process (GO): cell adhesion
Cellular component (GO): extracellular region
Molecular function (GO): calcium ion binding
Source: RefSeq, a predicted model, not a curated record